This is a messenger RNA of Aaosphaeria arxii CBS 175.79, 1158 nucleotides long. RefSeq lists its product as uncharacterized. The coding region runs from base 55 to 1158 and encodes 367 amino acids. The transcript has 3 exons. Lineage: Eukaryota; Fungi; Ascomycota; Dothideomycetes; Pleosporales. Gene Ontology annotation, molecular function: arylformamidase activity. The record is from RefSeq and is a predicted model, not a curated record.
UGUACAUGGUGCAACGGAUUUGAAUUGAACGUGAUACUGAUCAAUUAUUUCACAAUGUCUGAUACAAAUGGCUCUGCAGGACAGCGAUUGACGCAAAUCAAGGACUUCCUGACAAUGAACAAGACUGCAACGACCAUUCCAUGGGAUCCUGAUUGUACAAAGUUUCCCACCCGAAAGGAGCUCCCUCAGGUUCCUGGCAACCCUCCUGAAUCCGCCUGGGUCUGGGGCGACAAUGACUAUAUUGGCCGAUUGAACUUACUGACGCCGACUCGAAUUGCAGCAGCAUCCAAGGAAAUCAAAACCGGCGAGAUGAUUCCCGUCAACCUCCCGCUCAAUGUCCCCAACCAGCCAGCCUUCGGCCGGGAAGUGUUCAAACACGAAAUCAAGACUCUCGCCGAGAACUACGCCUACGACGAUCUCUACGAGAUGAACACGCAAAGCGGCACGCAAUGGGACGGCUUCCGACACUUCGCCCACUUCCCUUCCGGAUCCUUCUACAAUGGCACCACUGGCGCCGACAUUGUCGGUCCUGCUGCUAACCACAAGUGCUCCAUCCACCACUGGGCCGAGCACGGCAUCGCCGGCCGUGGCGUCCUGCUCGACUACCGCGGCUGGGCCCACAAGAAAGGCAUCAACUACGACCCCUACGACUACUAUCCCAUCUCCUGGGAGGAGCUCUACCAGUGCGGUAAAGACCAAGGUAUCGACAUCCGACCCGCGGCUCAGGGCGGCGACAUCAAGAUCGGCGACAUGCUGUUCGUCCGCAGUGGGUGGAAGGAGGCGUACGACUCCAAGUCGCCCGAGGACAGGACGAAAGCCGCGCUUCGCCACGGGAGCGGAAAGGACGGCGAGGAUGGGCAGCGGUACGCGGGACUGAGCCAGGAGCAGAAGAUUCUGGACUGGUUGCACGAUUGCUACUUUGCCAGCGUUGCGGGCGACGCGCCGGCUUUUGAGGCCUGGCCGACUCAUGAAGAUUAUCAUCUCCAUGAGUACAUUUUGGCGCUCUGGGGAAUGCCGUUGGGUGAGAUGUUGGAUCUUGAGGGUCUGGCGAAGAAGUGCAGAGAGAGGAAUCGGUGGUUUUUCUUCUUCACUUCUGCGCCUGCAAACUGUCCUGGUAAGUCGAGAUCAAAAUCUCAACGUCUGGAUUUACAUUGCUAA